Messenger RNA from Choloepus didactylus (southern two-toed sloth), 543 nucleotides. It is a transcript of the gene CSN3, whose product is annotated as casein kappa. The transcript has 3 exons. Gene Ontology annotation, biological process: protein stabilization; lactation. NCBI's taxonomy places the organism in Eukaryota, Metazoa, Chordata, Mammalia, Pilosa, Megalonychidae. The record is from RefSeq and is a predicted model, not a curated record. Gene Ontology annotation, cellular component: extracellular region. Bases 1 to 543 code for a protein of 180 amino acids.
AUGAUGAAGGGAUUUCUCUUGAUUGUGAAUAUUCUGGCAUUAACCCUGCCCUUUUUGGCUGCAGAGGUCCAAAAACAGGAACAACCAACAUGCUGUGAGAAUGAUGAAAAACAAUUCUGUCAGAAAACAGUCAAAUAUGUCCCAAUUCAAUAUGCGUUGCAUAGCUAUUCUCAUUAUGGACAAAAUUACUACCAACACAGACCAGCUGUACCAAUCAAUAAUCCAUACCUGCCUCCCCAGAAACCAGCUGCAGUUAGGCCACAUGCACCAGUUCCUCAGUGGUCAAUUCUGUCAAGUGUCUAUCCAUCCCCAGUGGUACAUCACACAUUCUUACAUCCAUCAUUUAUCGUCGUUUCCUCAAAGAAAAUUCAGGGUAAGGCACCAAUCCCCACCAUGAACACCGUGGCUGCUGUUGAGCCUACACCUGUCCCUACUGCUGAACCAAUACUGAACACCGAGGUUGCUUCAGAAUCUUUCUCAGAGUUCAUCAUCACAAGCACACCUGAGGCCACCAUAGCCCCAGCUACUUCACCCAUUGUGUAA